Molecule: messenger RNA, 8598 nt
Organism: Opisthorchis viverrini
Lineage: Eukaryota; Metazoa; Platyhelminthes; Trematoda; Opisthorchiida; Opisthorchiidae
Exons: 39
Coding region: 1-8598 (2865 amino acids)
Biological process (GO): cell-cell adhesion
Cellular component (GO): cytoskeleton; plasma membrane; focal adhesion
Molecular function (GO): actin binding; structural constituent of cytoskeleton; integrin binding
Source: RefSeq, a predicted model, not a curated record
AUGUCCUUUUGCACUUUAAUUGUUCGGGUUCCUCCGUCGACCAACGCCUACGUGUUGAAAUUGGAAAAAGAUUUAUGUGUCUCAGACCUGUGCUGCGAAAUUCGGCUCCAAAUACCAGAGGCUAAAGUCAACAAUCAUUAUGGAAUUUUCGUUCCUGAUCCUGAUCCGAAGCAUUCUUCCUGGCUGGACAACUCACGGAUGUUGUCAUAUUAUCACUUCCGUGAUAAUUUCGAGGUUGAAUACCGGAAUAAAUUGCGCCUUUUGGUAAUACAGACGAUGGAUGGUACCCGGAAGGUACUGCAGGUGGAUGAUAGCAAAACGGUGGCAGAGCUCAUGGACCGAAUAUGUUCGAAAAUGGGUAUCACCAAUCAUGAAGAGUAUUCACUCGUCCGACCAAUGACUGAGGAAGAAAGAAUGCGUACACUAACUCUGCGUAAACAUAAAGGUGGUGCUCGGGACCAGGAAAAAUUGGAGAAAAUGAAACAGAAGUUGCACACGGAUGAUGAGCUGAAUUGGUUAUCGCACGGGAAAUCGUUACGUCAACACGGCGUGGAUGAGUCGGAGGUCCUUUUCCUUAGACGGAAAUAUUUCUUCUCCGAUCAGAACGUGGACACUAGGGAUCCAGUCCAACUGAAUCUGUUGUACAUUCAGCUUAAAGAAGCGAUUUUGAAUGGUACGCAUCCGAUUUCUCUAGAACAAUCCAUCAAAUUGGCUGCACUUCAGUGCCAGUCCGAGAUAGGCGUCUACACUCCGGAAAAAGCAAAACAUCAUUUGAUCGACCUAAGAGAACAUCUACCAAGUGAAUAUAGAAAAGUCAAGGGCGUGGAGAAACGCAUUCAAGAGGCUCACAAAAAGCUCCGGGAUUUCGACGAAAGGGAGGCCCAGCUACAGUACAUUCAACUAUGUCGCUCGCUACCCACCUAUGGUAUAACAUUUUUCCUGAUCAAGGAGAAACUGAAAGGUCGGAACAAGUUGGUACCUCGACUAUUUGGGGUGAGCAAGGAGAGUGUGAUGAGGGUGGACGAGAAUACAAAAGAUAUUUUGGAAACAUGGCCACUCACCCGAAUACGUAGAUGGGCUGCUGGACCGAAUUUGUUCACACUGGACUUUGGUCAAUAUCAUCCAGAUGGAAAUUACGCCAUGCAAACGACUGAGGGUGAACAGAUUGGUCAACUAAUUUCUGGUUACAUCGAUAUUAUCUUACGCCGCCAAAAGGGUCGUCAAGCUGCCAUGAUGGAUGGGGAUGAGGAGAGUACAAUUGUAGAGGAGAAUGUCGAACCGUCUAGAGCAAAUGUGAUUUCGAAUGUUAAUGGUACUCUAUCCCGAGGGCAUCGGAUAAACGAGGCCAACGUCGCACAUACUGGCAAUCUGCACGCCAUAAGUCGGCGUGGUGACUACUCUGAGGGUCAUGUGGCUACACGUGGCCAAGCUGUGAUCGCCCAGCACGUUGCUGGUGGCGACAUUGGAUCCGGUCGAAUUGUCAAUCGGAAUGGUAUCAGCAGUAGCGACAUAGAUGGGAAUCCUCGUCAAGCGUUUCAGGUUAUCGAUUUGGACCAACCGAAAAGGGCGCUGCGUUCUCGCGUUGACCUUGGCCUCCGUACCAUCAAAGAGGCGGCAGAAGAGUUGGACACACCCAUUUAUACUGACGACGAUGCCAUUCGGGGUGAUGAUGCGACGACCAAGCGAUGGCGAGUGGAGGCCUUGGAACAGGCGCGAAAUGGUGUAUGGAGCCACUUGGGUGCAAUGACAAUGGCUACGGGACAACUCAUUUCCUGUCUUCAGACCACUGCACAAACGCCACCGUCUGGAGGGCCAAAUGUUGAGUUUGAUUAUACCAACAUGGAUGCCUCGUUAGCGUCGAUUGGAAUGAACGUACACGGCCUGAUGCAGUGUGUUCGUCUGUAUGAUCAGAUUGAUUUGGCCAACAGCGACGGAGUAGAUGAACAUGUUAGUGGAUUAAAAGAAGCAGCGCAAGCGUUGUCCGAUGCAUUUCUCGAACUAAUGCGUGCCACAGUACCCACGGCUCGGUCAGAGGGUGAUUUAGAUAAGGCAUCAUCUUUGAGUUGGUCAUCUAAUUCGCUUGCUGAACAACCCCGUUCUGGACCAGACCGUGUUGCACUACUGGAAGCAGCUAGUCGUGUGGGUGACGCGAGUCGUCAACUCCUGCUUUUGAUUUCUCAACCGCACGCGAUGAAUGCUCAUGUGGAAUCAGUUGACGUGCAAGGCAAUGGCCACAUCGCCUCCCCUCAGGCUGUAACCAAUCGAAUGGCCCAACUAGUUAAGACUGCCAAGCAGGGUGCUUUGGAUAUUGGACAGGAGGCGGCAGAUUUGGCUGCCAAAGACCCAGCCAAAAUCUAUCCGGAUGCAAUUCCCAUUUUGCGUGCAACCCAAACUCGUCUGGUGCAUGCGGCCACUGCGGCUGGCAAGUGUGCAAGUAGGCUGGUCACAUGCGCGAAGGUGGUGGUAUGCACAAUGGAACAACCCGAGUCACAAGAUCAGCUGAUCUUCACCGCGAAAGAGGUUGCUAUGACUGCUGAUAAAGUUGCUAUGGCCACAGAGGAGUUAAUUCGUGCGUCCAACGAAAUUGUCGGCUCCAAUUCAACUCUACACGAAGCACACCUUCAGUUGAGCGACGAUCUUCACGAGGGUGUGAGUGAGGUUCAUUGUGGUCUGGAAGAACUAGUCAGUGGCUUACGAGAAACUUCCAUUCAGGGUCAUCAAGAUCCAACCGUAUCGGAUUUUCUUUCUGUGGCCCGCCAACUACCGAGCAGCGUUGGAGAUGGGAUCAACUUGAUCAAAAAGGCGACAGCGCUAGCCACAGUCGCUUCCAAUCUGAUGAUGGACCUGCGUGCUGAAGCACAAGUUGAACACAGUCGAACUGGUAUGUCCUCAACCGAGGCAAAUCGCCGCGCAGAUAUGCUUGAAGUGGAGAUACGACGUCUUUUGGCCACUGCCCAGGAAUGCGCAGAUGGUAAUGCUCAGUCACUCGCACACCAGCAAGUGGUCAUUGCCGCAGCUGAACAACUGAUUCGCGCCGCUCAUGCGACGUCAGCACCGAUUAUUCGCGCGCGACUCACACAAGGCCUGGAAUUUGCCACACGAAUGACCGCUUCAAAUGUCGGACCAUUGGUCACUAUCGGAGGCGAGGUGAUACGAAUGUGUCCAGGAAACACACAUAAGCUUGCGGACAAUUUAGAGCAACUACAGAAACGCGUUAUGCCUCAAGUUAACUUAUCUUGUUCGGACGCACGUGAAGAACCAUACAACAAUCGCACACAAGCAAACCUGUUGACCGCAUCGCAGAACCUGAUGCAGUGUCUUGAAGAAUUGUUGCGAAUCACUGAUGCUGUGGUGCCAACCAUUCCCGAUCCUGGUAUUCAAAAUGCCUUCAGUGGUGCUGCAAGGAACACACAAGCCUGUCUUACUGACCUUCGGUUAUGUUACGGCAAUUCCGAACAGCUUCUAGGUUCUGAACCACCUGAGUUUGAGCCAGCACCUGUGAGUUCAGCCGAAGAGAAGUCGAACCAAGCAGCUGCUACUCGAGAUUCUGAACUUUGGCUCAACACCAUGUCGAAAUGCAAUCAGAGAAUAGAUAACCUCACCGCAGAACUACGUUCCAACACUUCCCGACUGCUUCCGGAUGAGUCUUUGGACUCGAUUUGUGUCGCUCUUUGUGAUUCGGUUACUCGUUUCAACGGAACUUUUCCACCCGUGGACUGCAGUCGGUUAGCCGAUGGGGACAGACAUGGUUGGUCCAAGUUACCCUCUUUCAUAGAGCGUGUCAUUCAAGCCGGGAGUAAGCAUGAUCUGAACCAAACGGCAUUCAUCGUGGCUGAACUCUUGGAGCGUGUGACACCAUUAAUCCAUGGUCUCCGAGGUCUUGUCGCUUUCCUCACCAUCGCAGCCAACGCUCGUUCACUGGAUCCCAACUUAGCUCGAGUCCUACUCGUUUCACAUGGAUUGUCGGCCAAAAGGCAAAGCAGCAUCUCGGGGUCUUCUGGACCUGUAGAUCACCUAACCUCAAGUGGCAGUCAAGAGGAGCAAGCUCAAGCAACUUGCGGGGCGAUGCUUGAACACCUGCUGUCCAUUGGAGAAACGUGUCUGAAUGAUACGCGUCAACUGGUUAACUGGGCGAUGCGACGACAGUCAAUCGAACCAGGAAGCGAAGAGACACGUCAGGCUGCAGUUUUGGCUGAACAGAUUGCCACUUCUGUGAAUGCGGUGUUGGGUUACGUCCCAGGUGAAGUAAUUGUCCGACGUCUAUUUGCCUUGUUGGAUGAUGUGAACCGUAACAUUCAAUGUGAACCACACGGUCGUGCCUUGGGUGGUCAGCUGACUGGACAUUCAGGAAGUUCAAAUGAGAUUGCCCCUGAAUUGCCACGGCGCCAAAUAUUCUCUCGUGAAUCGAGCGAAGACCUGUACACGAAACUGGCUACAGCAGCACGCCGUCUGGCCAGGGUUUGUCAGGAUUCCACAUCUGUCCUAUCAAAUGCAGCGAAAGCCACUGGUGAUCCACACCAAGUCGGGGGUGAUAGCCAACUUGUACAACUCGCAUAUACGGCCGAUCGUAUUACGACUAGUUUAGCGGAAGUCGUGCGUGCUGCCGGUGUGCGGGGCAUUCCUAUGGAGACCACUGGGAAUCUUCUAGAUGGGCUUACUCAGACCGGUUAUCCCGUUGCUGGUGGACUACGCUAUGCAAUGCGCACGCUAGAUACAGGAGGUCUACAAAGGCCCGUAGAGUAUGAUCAGUCGACGCCGGAAGUUUCACUCUAUACGGCAGUUUUACGACUGCAUGACUGGGCGUUGGAUUUGAGCCUCCAGGCGGAUACUAAAGCCACCACUGUCAGCCCACCGGAUGCCACAUUAGAUAGUUCCUGGGCGGCCGUAUCCGAUGCAGAUUCCGAACAGAAAGUUUCACACAUGCGAGGUCAGUGUGCAGUUGCCCUGCGACGAGUGAAAACCCAACUACGAAGAACUAGCUCGCAUGAUGUUGACGCUUCACGAACGACCUUAUGUCCUAUCCGUCUUCCUGUUAACGACCAAACAUAUCCUGAAUGUUUGAACAGCAUUUGUCAACUCAGUGAGAACAUGAAAACCUACGUGGAUUCAAUCCCACAGGCUGUGACCAAAAAUGAUACCGAUGCCUUUAGUGAUGCUGUGAAGGCAGUGGCACAAGCAACUUGUCAGUUGCUGCAAACAGCCAGUCAAGCGGCCUACCUGGUUGGGGCUGGUCAUCCUGCAUCGAAACCAGGACAUGCUGGUCGACUGGUCACUUCUGACCAGCUUGCAGUGUUGCAUGAUCAUAUCGCCGCGGUCCGAAAGGGGGCCAGCGAACUUGGACGGGCUGAGAGUCAGGCCACCCCCGAUGGACUGCCUUCGUUGGAGGCAAUGAAUAUUGCGACUAAUGUGGCACAGCGCGCCACCCAAUUGUGUCGUUCGACUCGUCCGCUUUUAUCCGACUGCAAAAGCGCAGCCGAGAAGAAAACGUUGGCCGAGUCCCUUGAACGAGUUGCGCGAUGUGCGGCAGUCGUGUUCAAAUCCACCCAAGCAGGUAACGAAGCUGAGCCUGACGUAAUAUUCACUCGACUGAAACAGAGCGCGACACAAUUAGAGGAGUCCGUCGAUCAGUAUGCGGAUGUGCUUUUUAGAGCGGCUGGUGGGUCGCCUUGUCAGUUAGCUGAGGAGGCCUUUCAAUCUCAAAUACCUAUUUUGGAUUCCCAUCAAACCAUCGCACAAAAUAGCUCCGAACUGCUGGAAAGUUCACACGGACUUGUGGGUGUGGAUUCGAAGGAAUUCGCUAAAGCCAAUGAUGAAUUUUCUGCCACUCGUCAGAGGCUGUAUGACUCCGUAGAUCAGUUGAAGGGACUGUUGCAGAAACUAACUCCAGGCAUCGACAUAUGUGCACGAGUACGCACUGAUAUAGUGACUCUUCUGUCCGAGUUGGACUCCGCUACUUUGGCCAUCACUUCAGGAACCGCUGGAGGUAGUGGUAAUUCAUUUGGAUCGAAGCGUGUCGAGACUUCACUUGGACUCAUUCGAUCUGGCCUACAACAAGUUGAGCAACAAUGUAUGGAUGCGGUGGACAACUGCCUCCACGGGCACUGGGAACUGCUGGCUCAUAAUAUUCGCGAGGCUGGUGCCUACUUGCCAAGUCUUGUCAGGGAAUGUGCGCAGUCUGCCACCGGCCUUACUCGCGCUUCGGAGCAAACUGGAUUGCUUACCCUUGCACGCACCGUACUGGAAGCGCUUCAACAAUUGAUUGAGUCUGUCAAUGACAACAUUCACAACCCAUCGUCCUCACAAGACGACUCUCGUUCUCACCUGAUGGACUACUCUGUUCGAGUUCGACAGGCCUGCAAAGAACUCCUCUCGUCCGUUGAUGCCAUGGCAAAAAUGCAUGGUGGCCUCUCAUGGCACAUUGAUUCAAUCAAUGCAGCUUGCGCCAAGCUGGACGACGUAACACCGGUUACAGUGAAUGGGACUUCUAAGAACACAUCCGAUCAAGCCGUAGUUCCCCUUCCCGUUAGUUUUGUGCAGGACCAUGCUCGUUUAGGUCAUCAGUCUCGGGCAUUGGCCGAAGCAGCAGUUCGUUUGACUCAAGUUGCUGCAACCAGUGACAGUUUUCGUGGUGACGAUAUGUCAGCUGUUUCGCAAUCCGUUGCCACAUUCGCUAAAUUGUUUAUCCAGAUGGCGGAAACCGUACAGUCAAUCGCUUCUGUCCUCUUCCAGCAAACCGAGGCUGAAGCUGGUUCAGCGCUGGCCCGUCGUCUUUGUCAAAUCACUCAGUCUCUUGGUGCGGCAUCGGCGGACUUUAUCCGUUCCCCCCUGCGUACCGAACAGUCCAAGUUGUUCAGUUUCAAACUAGACGAACUCAAGUCUGCCCUGCAAUCAUGUGCCCGUGGAGCGGACGCAUGCGGCACUGCUGCUACCAAUAUGGGACGCCUUGUUGCAGAUCUGGAUACGGCUGCCCUUUUCGCUCGCGCGGGCACUCUCGUUGACCCGGAAAGCGCCUCGUCACCAUCACCUUACAGCCCCACCGCUGCAAAAUAUGCUACGAUUGCAACGAAACAGUGUGCCUUCCAGUCUGCAAAGGAAGCUGUGAUGCAAGCAACCAAGGGUGUUGUCGAAGAUAUGCAAACACUUAUAGCAAAUUCUGCUGGUAAUCAGGAUGCGCUGUCUGUAUCGGCUCAGAACUGCCUACUACGCGCCACAGAACUUACUGAGGCCGUGAAGAGUGCUGCUUCGAGGGCUGCUAAUGUCCCUAUAGCUCCGGACAUCACCAACGAUGCAUGUGUGGAAAGUCAAGUGCAGCUUCUCAGUUGCGCGCGCGAUGUGGCCAAGUCACUUGUCCAGUUGCUUACUCAGGCAAAGGCAGUAACUGCCACCACCUACGCUAUGGAGGCGUGGGGCGAUACGAACGAGAACGCGAAACUUUCCCCUCUACUCAAAUCUCACCAGAAGGCGCUUAACGAAACUGCCGUUAGUGUGGUUGAGAAUAUCUCGGCCCUAACACGUUCCAUUCGGGCUUUGAGUGACCAGCUCAAUUUGGAUAAGCCGUCCACCUCCCCUCUACCUGCUACUACCAGUCCCACAACACCAACUCCGCCAACCUUACCUCCAAAGCGCGUCAGUCUUUCGAAAAUUCCCGCUGGCGACCGGCUUCCUCUCAAAGAGAAUGGUGGUGGUGGUGAAAAGUCCAAUGUCCAUGCUUGUUUGCAGUCAGUUAUCGGAGUCUUUACGCAGUUUGAAAAACGUUUAGCCUCCUGGUCCAUUGAACGCUGUUCGCUCAAGCGCCCAGUAACCGAUUAUGACUACGAAUCUGAGGAGGAGAAUGCUCUCGGUCGAACAACCAAACCACAGCAACUCAUCGCAGUGAGUCGGGAAAUCAAUCAGACUGCUAUUAAGGCCAGCGCUGCAGCCAGUUCAGGCAAGCUGUCGGAAAUCGCCUCAGUGGGUCAUCUGCUUCGCCGUACAGCCGAAGACUUGAUGCGAACCCUCCCUUCAGCCUGUCAGUCGGCCCUCACCUCGAUUCAAAACAUCCGAGGUCCUGACACUGACGGUGAUGAAAGAUCCACGGUCAAUGGAGACAGUGACACCGGGAUUGAUGAAGAUGGUGAAAUGACCGUAUCUAGUGUCGAGCGAGCAUGUCGCCGGGCUAUCGAGGGCACACAGAACACUAUUUCCGAGAUGAAACAAUUGACUGAGCACAUGGAGACGAGUUUGGACACCGGUGCUUCCAGUCCUGCCAGUGUUCAAGUAACUCUGGCUAUGCGUCGUCUGCGUGAAACGGUAAACGAAAUCGUGGAGGCUGCGAUGAAAUUCCCCGGCGGAAAAGAUACUUCAGCUCGCACUUCUCUGCUUCUCAUGACCAAUCAGAAUUAUCGUGCUGAGGUGGAGCGGAGUAUUGCUGCUGCCAAUGCAACCGCACCAGAUGUCGGGCCUUUCCCCCUACAGAAGGAAUUCAACGAGAUGGCGGGAGAUCUGGCCAAAAAAGUUCAACAAAUCGGUCAGUUACGGUCAAAGGUGAGCAACACCCAAGCGCCAUGUUUCGUUCGCAAACACACACAUAUAUAUAUAUAUAUAUAUAUAUAUAUAUAA